ACAAAACCAGGACCAAUCAAGUCGGACAGUUCUCACUCUGAGCGCUCUGCUUUAGUGUACUGCUACAACUGUUCCCAGAAAGGACAUUUUGGAUAUGAGUGCUCAGAAAAGCGGAUGCAUGGGAGCAUGUUCCCUACUUCUCCAUUCAUCUACUACUAUGAUGAUGAAUAUGAUAUCAAGAGAAGAGCGAACAGAUUAAAAAGAAAGAUCACAGAACUACAGGAAGCCGGCCUUCUGCCAGAACAGUCAGAGACACCAUGGCAGGAAGAAAAACAUGGGGGGCACAGCCAUAAGAAGAAGAGCAAGCCUUGGAAAGAACGUGGGAAACAUAACAAAGAUGGUGAGCGUCACAAAAAGAUGAAGAUGUCCCGGGCAGAGAAAUCCAGAGAAGAGAAAGACAGAAGCGAUGUUGAAAUCAGCCACAAUUUGGAGGAGGACUUCCCUAGAGGGUGUAAAAGGCAGGCACAUAAGGGCAGCAAAAUCUAUCACAAGUCCAUUUUCCAGGCAUUCUCAGGCAGCAAGACUGGGUAUGUGCAGGAGCAUCUGGAAGGUGCUAAAAGGAAGAAGAAAUGGAAAAAACAGAAAGACGCUAAUCCUGAUAUCAACGAGAAUUUAUUCCUCAUUAAACAGAGGAGGAAGAAGUCUAAACAGAAAUCCUGGUGA
Balearica regulorum gibbericeps (East African grey crowned-crane) is the source of this 663-nucleotide messenger RNA. NCBI's taxonomy places the organism in Eukaryota, Metazoa, Chordata, Aves, Gruiformes, Gruidae. The record is from RefSeq and is a predicted model, not a curated record.